This is a messenger RNA of Prorocentrum cordatum, 1636 nucleotides long. The record is from the annotation of a GenBank genome assembly. NCBI's taxonomy places the organism in Eukaryota, Dinophyceae, Prorocentrales, Prorocentraceae.
GGGAGGGGCCCAUCUCCUCCCACUCCUCCCUCGUCUCCCGCGGCCGCCCGGGCUCGAGCCCCCGGGGGCCGCGCACGCGCGGCAGAACGGGGCGGCUCCUCCCCGCCCACAGCUUCCGCCCACCAUGGCGUCGGGCGCUGCCCCAGCGGUGCCGUGCCCGAGGGCGGCUGCCCUGGUGGGCCUGCGGCGCCGGAGGCUGGUCGCUCCACUGGCCGCAGCAGCCGCCGCCCUCGGCGCGGCCGCGCUCUGGCCGCUCGGGCACGCCGCGGCACCCGCGGCGGCGUGGGCGGGGGCCUCCGCGCUGCUGCCCCUGGUGGGCCAGCGGGGGGCCGCGGCACCGGCGCGGAGCCGCACCGCGCUGGGCGCCGUGCAGACGCGGGGGGGCAAGGCGAAGACCGGGGCGACCAAGAAAGGCAAGUACCGCGGCCCAGUCAAUCCCAGGUUGCGAGCUUUCAUGGGGUCUUCCGAGUACCGCGAGAUGAUCCAGCUCCUCAGCGGCCUCAAUGAGCAAGGAUUGCUGGACGGUUUCCUCGAUAAGGCCGGGGCCUACUGGGGCAGCAUGAAUAUAUUCCGCCUUGCCGAAUUGGAGCGCUCCAAAGGUGGCCAAGGAGUCAUGACAACCCUCAGGCAAGACUGGCCACGCAUCUGGCCCAAAGAGCUGGAAGAAGGGCGGUUUGCCGCCUUCGACAAGUUCCAGCGCUACUGGGGGCGCCUGGAACGAAGCAAGCUGGUGGACGACGUCAUGAAGGACGUCUUGCCGGACAUGGAGAAGGGGUACGACAACCCUGAGGCAAGCAAGGACUACAAAAAGUUGAAGGACAUGACCGACGAGCAGCGCAGCGACGAGAUCUUACGCCGCAUCGGCAAGAACGAGCUCGUGCGCCAGUACGUCAUCUUGAGCGAGACAGACCCAGAGGUGAGCUCUAUCGGCAGCAAGAUGAUGCCUUUCAUAGCAGGUUGCGUGUCUGCCUUGGAGCGGAAGGUCGCGACGGAGACCGCAGAGAUGGCAGAGACUCUUGACCAGGGUCUUAUUGUUGCUGGUGGAGCGGCGCUUGUUCUCAUUGUUUUGUUUGCCACCGGCGUCAUACCGUCCCCGAUCGAGAUUUUAGGCGCCAUCUGGAAUUUCAAAGUCUGAGCUAGGACUCGCGAAUUCCGCAAUUCUUGUCUCAAGUUUUCGCAAUCGCUGUUUCUCCGAAUGCGCGCUCUGCUGGACGCGCACACGCGCAAGUGUGGGUCAUAAAGGAUCACACAGUACAUUGCGUAUCCCCUCGAACAUGUGGUCGAACGAACGGGAGGGCGACCGCAUGUAUGCCCUGUUGUGUUGUUGUUCCAGCCGUGCCGCAUUGUGGCGAGUUUCCCGCCUUACCGCACCCCGAAAAUUGGGCAGGGAGAUGCCGAAGCUGUUCACGGCAGAUCAUUUGACUGCGUGUGAGCGUCAGCCCCCAAGGUUCUCCUUAUCCAGCUGCCUGCGGCACACACACACACACACCGCGAGCACGGCAGCGCAGCAGGAAGGAGAUUGAGUUUACCACCCUUUUCAGGUUCAGCGCCUUGUCUAAGUUGGCGCGUAUCUGAAAGGUGCCUUCGUUAUGCGCAUCCAGUUUCUUACCUUGAGUUGUUGGUGGCUUGACUCAAC